Molecule: messenger RNA, 417 nt
Organism: Hansenula ciferrii
Lineage: Eukaryota; Fungi; Ascomycota; Saccharomycetes; Phaffomycetales; Wickerhamomycetaceae
Product: 60S ribosomal protein eL28
Exons: 2
Coding region: 1-417 (138 amino acids)
Biological process (GO): translation
Cellular component (GO): ribosome; cytosolic large ribosomal subunit
Molecular function (GO): structural constituent of ribosome
Source: RefSeq, a predicted model, not a curated record
AUGUCAUCAAACGUCUCAAACGAUUUCAUCUGGGCUGUCACCUCAAAACAAUCAUCAUUCUUAGUCAAACGUCCAAACGUUGUCUUAUCCCGUGAUCCAUUAAAUGUUUCAGGUAAAAACACCAAAACCUCAUCAGGUUUAGUUAACCAAAAAGCUUUCGGUAUCACCCAAGACAAAACCGGUGCUAUUACUGUUGUUUCAAAAUCUGCUAAAAACGCCAACAAACCAGCUAAAAACUUAAUCAGAACCACUUACUCACAACACAAAUCACCAAGAAGAACCGCUUUAGCUGUUGCUAACUUGGCUAAAGGUUACAGAGAUGAUUUAAGAGCUGUUGCCGUUAAAAGAGCUUCUCAAUACUCUCACUCAAAAUCUGUUAAAAAAUCUUACCCAACUUCAGUUAGAGGUAAAAAAUAA